Messenger RNA from Zea mays, 989 nucleotides. Its product is annotated as protein ORANGE, chloroplastic-like. NCBI's taxonomy places the organism in Eukaryota, Viridiplantae, Streptophyta, Magnoliopsida, Poales, Poaceae. Bases 757 to 984 code for a protein of 75 amino acids. The record is from RefSeq and is a predicted model, not a curated record. The transcript has 3 exons.
GCCAACCACUCCCUGGCACAAUUUGGAAAGAUGUAGGAUUAGUAUCAGAAUCUCACCUCUUAAAUUCACUAAUGUCUUCUCAUGAUCCAUGCCCUGAGCAUUAGGUUUCAGAGGAACUAGAUUUUAUGCUUCUGAGCUAGCCAAUCUGGAAUAACUUCUGAUUAUGGUAUCAAAUUUAUCUUAUUUUGGCAGAUAAGUAACUCGUAGGCUUUCACUAAUCAGUGGUGUUAGAAACUAGAUCAGCAAUCUACACCAUCCGCUCGCUUCGGUAAAUCUACACCGUUCCUCCCUACACCUCAUCCUCCAUCAAUGCGGCUCCAGUACCCAUUCCUCCAUCGGCGCGGCAGCAUCCAGUUCAUCUGCGACGACAAGGCGUCUUCACCAACCACACCCUACUACAAGUGGUGUCAGUCCAUCUCAGAUAAGUGGAGUAAUUUGUUUGUAUAUAUAUCUUCUAUAUUAUUUCUGCCCUAAUCCUGAUUAAUAGCCUAAUCACGCGACAACUAAUACAUGUUGAUUUCUUUCCUUAGACGACGUCAUGCACAUGUGAGAUCUAGGGAGAGGAAGAGGAGGAAGGGUUGUGGGGACCGGGGGUGCGAGAUGGUGGAUUCACCUGCAACUACAAGAAAACAAAGAGCGAGAGAUUUACAGAAACCUCUAGAGCCGUGGAGGAGGAGGAGAUUUGGAGGAUCUCUACGACACUGAUGGAUUAGUUAAGGAACAAAAGAUCACAUCGUGUCCGGUAACCAGAUUCAGAUGUGGACGCCGUGCGUGGGUGCGAGGCCAAGCCGAGGUGAAAGAGAUGAAGAGCGUGACCAAGAACUUCCUGAUUUUUCAUCAUUUAUUCCAUUCUUACCUCCUCUGAGUGCAGCUAAUCUAAAGGUCUACUAUGCCACACGUUUCACCAUCAUAGUUGGGAUAAUGGUGUUCGGUGGUUUUCUUGCACCAAUCGUAAGUCACAGUUCUCAAUUUUGGAACCACUGAUGGUU